Bursaphelenchus okinawaensis is the source of this 2717-nucleotide messenger RNA. The record is from the annotation of a GenBank genome assembly. NCBI's taxonomy places the organism in Eukaryota, Metazoa, Nematoda, Chromadorea, Rhabditida, Aphelenchoididae.
AUGGCCGAUCCAGACAGCAAAGCCGACAAGAUCAAGAGCAAGUGGGCUUGUGCACUGUGCACCUACAACAAUAUCGCCGGACAGCUGAAAUGCGAGUUGUGCAGUACGCCGCGGUUUGGGCCGAAUGUUAUUGAGACAGCCAUCAAGAAACAAGCAGAAAUGUUGCUGGUAAAGUGGACUUGUUCAACUUGCACGUUCCAGAACAUUGAAAGUGCCAACAAAUGCGCAAAGUGCGAAACCUUGAAAUUUAAUGGUGCCAAGCAAAGUCCGCCUAAAACCAUAAUCCCUGGGGUUAGCGAUGUAGUGGCUGAUAUCGACGGGACGUCUCCUUGUGAUCCAGGUAUUUUUAAAUUUUUAUUUAUAAAAUAUUUUUGAAACAUUGUCUUUCUUGCAUAUACUUGUUUUUAUAGAUACUGCAUCGAGCUCUGAAUACAAAUGGAAAUGCACAAGAUGUACAUAUUUAAACUAUCCCAAUGCCAUGAAAUGUACUAUGUGUAUGUGUCCAGCCCCAAAAGCGAGCAAAAGUAGGUUUACUUUUGAUUAAUUUUUAAAUUUAGGUAAAAAUGUUGAAAUGAAUGUAAUAUAAUAGAAAGAGGUGUUAAACCACAACUUUUUGUUUGCAGGCCGUGUGAGCACGACACAAAAACCGUUAAGAAUCACGAAAGAAUUGUUGAAGAUACACAACGCUCCGGCUGCAGAAGCAUUGGCUAUCAAGAAAAAUCAGUUUCUGGUGACAGGAUGUCUUUCUCGCUAUAUCAACUUUUACACCGGACACGCCCUGAGGGAAGAUCUCUUUUUCCGAUCUAUUGGCGCAUUGGCCAAGUCGUCGGCUACUGCUUUGGACGAGAUUGUAAACUACCUGAUUAAUGAUGGCAAUGUCAACAGAACCUUGAAUUAUAUUGAAGUAAGCAUCAAAAUUUAUUUUUUUUUCUUCGGUUAUACCUUUAUUUUAUUAAAGUCUAUUUGUUUUUAAAUACUCAAAGCAUUGAUUUCAGCAUCUGAUAGUCUUGUCGUUUGCUCCAGAGAUCCAUGCUGUGCCUGGUGACAAUCUUUUGUCGAUAGCCAAGAAGUCAGGAAACAAUGAAGCUGUAAAGAUCCUCGAGCGAACUCUUUAUGAUGUAGACAACAUGCCUUGUGUGGCGGCCGGUCCUUCUUCAGAGUUAUUUUGUCGUAUCAACCACAUUUUUCACUUUUGUAGACCACCUUACAAUCUUCCGUUUCGCCCAUACAACUUUAAUAUAUUCAGGCGUAAGUUACUUUUUUCUUGUUCCUUUUAUAACAUCAUAGUGAUCAUAGUUUGCUUGUAGGUAUUAUGGGUUUUACGGUAGACCAUUGUAGAAUUUAAUUUUAUUAGUCUAAAUGUUUUCAUUUAGUGCCGUUUACGAAGAAUGAAUUCACCCACAGACUUCAAAAGGAAAUGAUAGAACACAAGUUUGACCCCACAACGAAGCAAUCGCUUCUUCGGUACGUUCAAGUAGCUUCUGGAAAGGCUCAAGACGUCCGUCUGUCCAAUAUUGUCGGCUAUCCUUCUACCUUACUCAUGAAGAACCGAGGAGGCACUAGCAGCUUCUUUGAUGCCAUUCUUCAGUCAAUGUUCGGAGUCUGUGACCGAUACCGUAGUCUGAAGACGCAGCUUCACGAUCACAUGUUGAGUAAUGAAGCCAGGUACGGGCCUGUGUACAAGAUGCAGUGUCUGGACAUGUCAGCGAAGGUUGGUCUACAGCUGUCUAAUGAUGAUAUCGACGAGAUGUGGCAACACGCUUUGACAGUAAACGAAAACAAUCCGACUGAAGCCAUUCACAUCUUUGCUUUGUCACAUCUACUACAACGUCCUAUCAUUGUACUGCCAGUUUCUUCCAUAGGCAGUAGCUCCAAACGCCAAGCGAAUCUUCUGAGUUUGGCUACGUCAAGAUCGUGUGCUUAUCACUUCCUGGAGGGAUUCUAUGUACCGGUCUUCUCAGAGAUUGAAGUUGUGUCACGGUCACCAUUGUGUUUGAUUCACGACAACGGAGUCUUCUAUAAUUGGAUUACAGGAGAUGGUAAGAUUAAAAGGUUUUAAAUGACGGCCAUUGUUAUUUCAGUCUGUUUUUGUUGUUUUGUGACUGUUUUCUUUGCAGAUAGUACCAGUGGGACUCAAAACUUUGUGAUAGUCAACUACCUUCGUACCCAAUUCCAUUCAUUGUUCAGAUUUGUAGAUGAAGCUCAUGAAAAGAGGGCGAGAGCUUCUCUGUUAAUGGUUCAGCUGACACCAUGCUGUAUUGCCGUCAGACUCAACAGUCAUGAAUGUCUUCCAGAAGCCACAAACUUUUACUGUAAGUUGUCAUACGUGUCUUUGAUUAGUGUAAAAAAUAACAUCUCUAAUGUACCGUAUUAUAGUUGAGUAUUUUACUGCUGCUGAGAGAACGUUGCACGAACAAAGAAGUGUCAGAGUUGGGGAUGUGAUUCACAGAAUGAAUGUUGUCAAUGAAUGUAGCCUGAAUGUGUCCAAGAUGUUCUCGUCGAGAGCCAAGAGGUUACUGUCGAGAGAUGUACCAUAUGAUGUGAGUUUUAAUCGCUUUUAGGAAUAGUAUUACCUGUUUACUUUGAUAGUUUGCUAAUGUUUAUGUUUAUAAAUUGUUAUUUAGUAUUCUGACAAUUCAAGCGCUGCUGAGAGCGAAGAAGAUGAAGAAGAAGAAACCGCCACGAAGAUGGCCAAGGUCUCAGACUGUCAGAACUAG